Messenger RNA from Sturnus vulgaris (Common starling), 8615 nucleotides. NCBI's taxonomy places the organism in Eukaryota, Metazoa, Chordata, Aves, Passeriformes, Sturnidae. The record is from RefSeq and is a predicted model, not a curated record.
AUGGGGCUGCGGGACGGCGCCGAGCCCGAGGCAGCGCGGUGGGGGCGGCGGCCAGGCGGGCACCGGGAGCCGGCGGACGGCACCGCGUCCGGCCGUGACGAUGUCCCCGCGCUGUCUGCACUCAAGCGCUUGGAGCGAGCACAGCGCACGGAUCGGCUGGACGCGCUGUUCGGCUUCGAGCGGCCCGCGGAGCCCGGUGAGCGGACGGGCUGGCUCAUCAACAUGCACCCGACGGAGGUGCUGGAUGAGGACCGGCGGUCAGUGAGUGCAGUGGACUACUACUUCAUCCAGGAAGAUGGGAGCCGCUUCAAGGUGGCCCUACCCUACCAGCCCUACUUCUACAUUGCCACCCAGAAGGGCUGCGAGCGGGAAGUGUCCUCCUUCCUCUCCAAGAAGUUCCAAGGGAAGAUUGCAAAGCUGGAAACUGUCCCCAAAGAGGACUUGGACCUGCCAAACCACUUGGUGGGCCUGAAGAGGAACUACAUCAAGCUGUCCUUCAACACGGUGGAGGACUUGGUGAAGGUACGCAAGGAUAUCUCUCCUGCUGUGAGGAAAAACAGGGAGCAAGACCAGGCGAGUGAUGUCUACACGACCAUGCUGUCAAGUGCUCUGAGUGGGGGCAGUCUAAGCACAGAUGAGGAAGGAGCCUCCAGAAAAAUUGCCAACCAGAUGGACAACAUUGUGGAUAUGCGGGAGUAUGAUGUGCCCUACCAUGUUCGCCUUUCCAUCGACCUGAAGAUCCAUGUGGCUCACUGGUAUAACGUGCGAUACCGGGGCAGCACCUACCCCCCCGAAAUCACCCGCCGAGAUGACCUUGUGGAGCGGCCGGAUCCUGUUGUUCUUGCAUUUGAUAUUGAAACAACCAAACUCCCUUUGAAGUUUCCUGAUGCAGACACAGACCAGAUCAUGAUGAUCUCCUACAUGAUUGAUGGGCAGGGCUACCUGAUCACAAACAGGGAGAUUGUCUCAGAGAACAUUGAAGACUUUGAGUUUACUCCCAAGCCAGAGUAUGAGGGUCCAUUUUGUGUCUUUAACGAACCAGAUGAGGCUCAUUUAAUCCAGAAAUGGUUUGAACACAUCCAGGAGACCAAACCCACCAUCAUUGUCACAUACAACGGAGACUUCUUUGACUGGCCUUUUGUGGAAGCAAGAGCAGCAGCUCAUGGAAUUAAUAUGUAUCAGGAAAUUGGGUUUCAGAAGGAUAGCCAGGGGGAGUACAAAGCAUCCCAGUGCAUCCACAUGGACUGUCUGAGGUGGGUGAAGAGAGAUAGUUACCUCCCAGUGGGAAGUCACAACCUGAAAGCAGCAGCUAAAGCAAAACUGGGUUACGAUCCAGUGGAGCUGGACCCUGAGGAGAUGUGCCGGAUGGCCACGGAGGAGCCUCAGACCCUGGCCACCUACUCAGUGUCUGAUGCCGUUGCUACUUACUACAUGUAUAUGAAGUAUGUACAUCCCUUCAUUUUCGCUUUGUGUACUAUCAUUCCCAUGGAGCCUGAUGAGGUGUUAAGAAAAGGAUCUGGGACACUGUGCGAGGCACUGCUGAUGGUUCAGGCCUACCAUGCCAACAUCAUCUUCCCCAACAAGCAGGAGCAGGAAUUCAACAAACUUACUGAAGAUGGACAUGUGCUGGACUCAGAGACCUAUGUGGGAGGCCACGUGGAAGCACUGGAAUCUGGGGUCUUCCGCAGUGACAUUCCCUGCCGCUUCAAAAUGAAUCCUGCUGCCUUCGACUUCCUGGUGCAGCACGUGGAAAAGACCCUGCAGCACGCCAUUGAGGAAGAGGAGGGUCUGCCCUUGGAUCAGGUCACCAACUUCCAGGAGGUUUGUGAUGAAAUCAAGGCCAAACUGAAUUCCCUGAAGGAUGUUCCCAACAGAAUUGAGUGUCCUCUUAUCUAUCAUCUGGAUGUGGGGGCCAUGUACCCCAACAUCAUUCUGACCAACAGGCUGCAGCCCUCAGCCAUGGUCGAUGAGGCCACAUGUGCUGCCUGUGACUUCAACAAGCCGGGUGCCAACUGUCAGCGCCGGAUGACGUGGCAGUGGAGAGGAGAAUUCAUGCCUGCCAGCCGCAGCGAGUACCACCGUAUCCAGCAGCAGCUGGAGUCGGAAAAGUUCCCUCCCUUGUUCCCUGAUGGACCACCUCGUGCCUUCCAUGAGCUCUCUCGGGAAGAACAAGCCAAGUAUGAGAAAAAACGCCUGGCAGACUACUGCCGCAAGGCAUACAAGAAGAUCCAUGUCACCAAGGUGGAGGAGCGAGUCACCACCAUCUGCCAACGAGAAAAUUCUUUUUACGUGGACACAGUGCGAGCAUUCCGGGACCGCCGAUACGAGUUCAAGGGGCUGCACAAGGUGUGGAAAAAGAAGCUGUCUGCAGCAGUGGAGACAGGAGAUGCCUCUGAAGUGAAACGCUGCAAGAACAUGGAGAUCCUCUAUGACUCCCUGCAGCUGGCCCACAAGUGCAUCCUCAACUCUUUCUACGGAUAUGUCAUGCGGAAAGGAGCUCGCUGGUACUCCAUGGAAAUGGCUGGCAUUGUCUGCUUCACGGGGGCAAAUAUCAUCACCCAAGCCAGAGAGCUGAUUGAGCAGAUUGGGAGACCUCUAGAACUGGAUACCGAUGGGAUUUGGUGUGUCCUUCCCAAUAGCUUCCCAGAGAACUUUGUCAUCAAGUCAACCAACAGCAAGAAGCCAAAAGUGACUAUCUCUUAUCCAGGAGCCAUGCUGAACAUCCUGGUGAAGGAGGGCUUCACAAAUGACCAGUACCAGGAACUGCAGGAUCCAGCCUCACUCACCUACAUCACACGCUCAGAGAACAGCAUCUUUUUUGAAGUGGAUGGUCCGUACCUGGCCAUGAUCCUUCCAGCCUCCAAAGAGGAGGGCAAGAAGCUGAAGAAAAGGUAUGCCGUGUUCAACGAGGACGGGUCCCUGGCUGAGCUGAAGGGGUUUGAGGUGAAACGCCGGGGAGAACUGCAGCUGGUGAAGAUAUUCCAGUCGUCUGUGUUCGAAGCCUUUCUGAAAGGCAGCACCCUGGAGGAGGUCUAUGCUUCUGUGGCCAAGGUGGCUGAUUAUUGGCUGGAUGUGCUCUACAGCAAGGCUGCCAACAUGCCUGAUUCAGAGCUGUUUGAGCUCAUCUCAGAGAACCGGUCCAUGUCACGCAAACUGGAGGACUAUGGGGAGCAGAAGUCCACCUCCAUCAGCACUGCCAAGCGCUUGGCAGAAUUUUUGGGGGACCAGAUGGUGAAGGAUGCAGGGUUGAGCUGUCGCUUCAUCAUUUCCAAGAAACCAGAAGGGUCUCCAGUCACAGAGAGGGCCAUCCCCCUUGCCAUCUUCCAAGCCGAGCCCAGUGUGCGUAAACACUACCUCCGAAAAUGGCUGAAGAGUCCCUCACUGCAGGACUUCAACAUCCGUGCGAUCUUGGACUGGGACUACUACAUUGAGAGACUGGGCAGCACCAUCCAGAAAAUCAUCACCAUUCCUGCAGCCCUGCAGCAGGUAAAGAACCCAGUGCCACGGGUCCGACACCCAGACUGGCUUCAUAAGAAACUCCUGGAGAAGAAUGAUGUGUACAAACAGAAAAAAAUCAAUGAGCUCUUUGUUUCAGAAGGCAAGAAACAGGUUCCUGCCAGCCGGCCUGUGGAUGGGACACCCAGCUCACAGGUGGGUGACAUAGAGGACUUCAGGGCUGUCAAGAUCCCUCAGCCACUGGUUCCCAUUGCAAAUAAGCGGAAGCGCAUCCCUGCAGCAGAGGAAAGCCAACAGCUGUCCCAGGACCUGGAGCUGUCCCAGUCCUGGCGGGAGAUCCUGGGACCACCUCCACUCCUUGGCACCACCAGGGAAGAGCAUCUGGUCUGGCUGCGCUUCCACCAGAAGAAGUGGGAGCUGCAAGCGCGGCAGCGCCAGGAGCGGCGGAAGAGGCGGCGGCUGGAGGACGCUGGGGUGGUGUCAGGUGGAGGAGCAGUCCGCGAUGCCCUCUCCAAAGGGCUGGGCACUUACCUGCGCCGCACAGCGCGCAGCAUCCUGGACUUGCCCUGGCAAAUCGUGCAGAUCGCUGAGACUGGCCAGCCUGGGCUGUUCCGGCUGUGGGCAGUGAUAGGGAGUGACCUGCACUGCAUCAAGCUGAGCAUUCCCCGUGUCUUCUAUGUCAACCAGCGCAUCCCAAAGCCUGAGGAGGGAACAGCCUACAGGAAGGUAAACAGGAUCCUGCCCCGCUCAAACUUAGUUUACAAUUUGUAUGAAUACUCUGUUCCUGAAGACAUGUACCAAGAGCACAUUAACGAAAUCAAUGCGGACCUCUCUGCUCCAGACAUCGAGGGAGUGUAUGAGACACAGGUGCCACUGCUCUUCCGUGCCCUCAUCCACCUGGGCUGCGUGUGCAUGGUCAGCAGGCAGCUUGUCCGGCACCUGGCGGGGCGAGAGGCUGAAACCUUCAACAUUGAGCACCUGGAGAUGCGCUCACUGGCACAAUUCACUUACCUGGAGCCAGGGAGCAUUCGCCACAUCUACCUGUACCACAGCUCCCAGGGCAGCAAGGCACUCCUGGGCCUCUUCAUCCCCUCACAGCGCAAGGCUGCCGUCUUCGUGCUGGACAAGCUGUGUGUGGUGCUCCCCGUUCCUGACAGUAGCAAAGUUUUAUCAUUUGUUCUUGAUAAGUUUGGGCUUUUUCCUGUCUUUCAGGCUGCCAACAUGCCUGAUUCAGAGCUGUUUGAGCUCAUCUCAGAGAACCGGUCCAUGUCACGCAAACUGGAGGACUAUGGGGAGCAGAAGUCCACCUCCAUCAGCACUGCCAAGCGCUUGGCAGAAUUUUUGGGGGACCAGAUGGUGAAGGAUGCAGGGUUGAGCUGUCGCUUCAUCAUUUCCAAGAAACCAGAAGGGUCUCCAGUCACAGAGAGGGCCAUCCCCCUUGCCAUCUUCCAAGCCGAGCCCAGUGUGCGUAAACACUACCUCCGAAAAUGGCUGAAGAGUCCCUCACUGCAGGACUUCAACAUCCGUGCGAUCUUGGACUGGGACUACUACAUUGAGAGACUGGGCAGCACCAUCCAGAAAAUCAUCACCAUUCCUGCAGCCCUGCAGCAGGUAAAGAACCCAGUGCCACGGGUCCGACACCCAGACUGGCUUCAUAAGAAACUCCUGGAGAAGAAUGAUGUGUACAAACAGAAAAAAAUCAAUGAGCUCUUUGUUUCAGAAGGCAAGAAACAGGUUCCUGCCAGCCGGCCUGUGGAUGGGACACCCAGCUCACAGGUGGGUGACAUAGAGGACUUCAGGGCUGUCAAGAUCCCUCAGCCACUGGUUCCCAUUGCAAAUAAGCGGAAGCGCAUCCCUGCAGCAGAGGAAAGCCAACAGCUGUCCCAGGACCUGGAGCUGUCCCAGUCCUGGCGGGAGAUCCUGGGACCACCUCCACUCCUUGGCACCACCAGGGAAGAGCAUCUGGUCUGGCUGCGCUUCCACCAGAAGAAGUGGGAGCUGCAAGCGCGGCAGCGCCAGGAGCGGCGGAAGAGGCGGCGGCUGGAGGACGCUGGGGUGGUGUCAGGUGGAGGAGCAGUCCGCGAUGCCCUCUCCAAAGGGCUGGGCACUUACCUGCGCCGCACAGCGCGCAGCAUCCUGGACUUGCCCUGGCAAAUCGUGCAGAUCGCUGAGACUGGCCAGCCUGGGCUGUUCCGGCUGUGGGCAGUGAUAGGGAGUGACCUGCACUGCAUCAAGCUGAGCAUUCCCCGUGUCUUCUAUGUCAACCAGCGCAUCCCAAAGCCUGAGGAGGGAACAGCCUACAGGAAGGUAAACAGGAUCCUGCCCCGCUCAAACUUAGUUUACAAUUUGUAUGAAUACUCUGUUCCUGAAGACAUGUACCAAGAGCACAUUAACGAAAUCAAUGCGGACCUCUCUGCUCCAGACAUCGAGGGAGUGUAUGAGACACAGGUGCCACUGCUCUUCCGUGCCCUCAUCCACCUGGGCUGCGUGUGCAUGGUCAGCAGGCAGCUUGUCCGGCACCUGGCGGGGCGAGAGGCUGAAACCUUCAACAUUGAGCACCUGGAGAUGCGCUCACUGGCACAAUUCACUUACCUGGAGCCAGGGAGCAUUCGCCACAUCUACCUGUACCACAGCUCCCAGGGCAGCAAGGCACUCCUGGGCCUCUUCAUCCCCUCACAGCGCAAGGCUGCCGUCUUCGUGCUGGACAAGGUACGCAGCAACCAGAUGCCAAACCUCACCACCUUAUUCUCGGUGGAGCGCACGGCUCUGCUGGAAAAGGUGGGCAAGGAGCUGUUGCCCCCAGACAAACACACCUUCGAGGUGCGUGCUGAGACCGACCCCAAGGCCAUCUACAGAGGUGUGCAGCGGCUGCUCUUGGGCUACAAGGACGAGCGCCGGGGCCCCACGUUGGUGGCUGUGCAGUCCAACUGGGACCUGAAACGGCUGGCAAGUGGGAUCCCCAGCAUUGAGGAGUUCCCCUUGGUCCCCAUCCGGCUGGUAGAUGACAUCAGCUACUCGGUGCUGGAUUGGCAGCGCCAUGCCGCCCGCCGCAUGAUUCGCCACUACCUCAACCUAGAUACCUGCCUCUCCCAGGCUUUUGAGAUGAGCAGGUACUACCACAUCCCCAUUGGGAACCUCCCUGAUGACAUCUCCACCUUUGGCUCUGACCUAUUCUUCUCACGCCACCUUUGUCGUCACAACCACCUGUUGUGGCUGUCCCCCACGGCCCGCCCCGACCUAGGGGGGAAGGAGGCCGAUGACAACCGCCUGGUCAUGGAGUUCGAUGAGAGAGCCUCAGUUGAGAUCAACAACCCUGGCUGCUACUCCACAGUGUGUCUUGAGCUGGACAUCCAGAGCCUGGCUGUGAACACCGUGUUGCAGUCCCACCACGUGAAUGACAUGGAAGGAGGCUCCAGCAUGAGCAUUAGCUUCGAUGUGAUUCAGCAGGCAUCCCUGGAGGACAUGGUGACAGGCAACCAAGCUGCCAACAUCCCAGCCAGCUACGAUGAAACUGCCCUCUGCUCCAAUGCUUUCAGGAUUUUGAAGAGCAUGGUGGUGAGUUGGGUGAAGGAGAUUACACAGUACCACAACGUCUAUGCAGACAACCAGGUCAUUCACUUUUACCGCUGGCUCCGCUCUCCUUCCUCCCUGCUCUAUGACCCAGCAUUGCAUCGCACGCUCCACAACAUGAUGAAGAAGCUUUUCCUGCAGCUGGUGGCCGAGUUCAAGCGCCUGGGCUCCUCUGUGGUCUAUGCCAACUUCAACCGCAUCAUCUUGUGCACCAAGAAGCGGCGCAUUGAGGAUGCCAUCAGCUACAUGGAGUACAUCAUCAACAGCAUCCACUCCAAGGAGAUCUUCCACUCUCUGACCAUCUCAUUCUCCCGCUGCUGGGAGUUCCUGCUCUGGAUGGACCCAGCAAAUUAUGGAGGUAUCAAGGGAAAAGUGGAUUCUCGCAUCCACUAUGGGGAGGACCCCCAGAAGGACACCAGCAAGAGGCAGGCAUUGGAGGAGGAGGAGAGUGAGGAAGAGGAGGAGGAGGAGGUGGCAAGGGAAGAAGAGGAGGAGGAAGGGGAGCCAAUUGUGGAGGAGCUGCUGGAGAACAACUGGAACAUUGCACAGUUCCUGCCCCAGGCUGGCUCCUGCCAGAGCUACUUCUUGAUGAUCAUAUCAGCCUACAUCGUGGCUGUGUACCACAGCAUGAAGGAGGAACUGCGGCGCAACACCCCUGGGAGCACCCCCGUCAAGAGGAGGAGCACCAGCCAGGUGUCCCAGGAGGCUCUAGGGGAGCUAAGGGCCAUGCCUGGCAUGAUCACCUUCUCACAAGAUUAUGUGGCCAAUGAGCUCACCCAAAGCUUCUUCACCAUCACCCAGAAGAUCCAGAAGAAGAUGGCUGGUUCCCGGAAUGCCACAGAGCCCUCAGACAUGUUCCCAGUCCUGCCUGGCUCCUACUUGCCACUCAACAACCCAGCUCUGGAGUUCAUCAAAUACGUUUGCAAGGUCCUCUCCCUGGAUGCCAACAUAACCAACCAGGUGAACAAACUACGCCGGGACCUGCUGCGCCUCAUUGAGGUUGGCGAGUUCUCAGAAGCAGCCCAGUUUCGGGACCCUUGCCGUUCCUAUGUGCUUCCUGAAGUCAUCUGCAGGAACUGCAACUUCUGCAGGGACCUGGACCUGUGCAAGGACCCUUCCCUUUCCCAGGACAGGUUGGUGCUGCCCGGCUGGCACUGCCCCAACUGCCAUGCGCAGUAUGAUAUCGAUGCCAUCGAGAUGGCACUGGUGGAAGCCCUGCAGAAGAAGCUGAUGGCCUUUGUGCUGCAGGACCUGGUGUGCAAAAAGUGUCAUGCCGUGAAGGAGACGCACAUGCCUGUGUACUGUAGCUGUGCUGGAGACUUUGCCCUCACCAUCUCCUCCCAGGCCUUCAUGGACCAUGUCAGUGUCUUCCAGAACAUCGCCCGGCACUAUGGCAUGGCCUACCUGCUGGAAACCAUUGAGUGGCUGCUGCACACUAACCUCCAGCUCCAGCAGUGAGGCCUCGGCUGCUCUUCCUGCCUACUCCAUGCUCUCACAUGUGUGGAGAGUGGACCCCCUUGGCCAUGAGCCAGACCAAAAAGACACUGCACACCCCUCCUGCAGUGGGGGAAGGGAGGGAGAGCCAUGCU